Molecule: messenger RNA, 1272 nt
Organism: Penaeus indicus
Lineage: Eukaryota; Metazoa; Arthropoda; Malacostraca; Decapoda; Penaeidae
Product: titin-like
Exons: 6
Coding region: 1-1272 (423 amino acids)
Biological process (GO): synapse organization
Cellular component (GO): neuron projection membrane
Source: RefSeq, a predicted model, not a curated record
AUGGCGGGAAAUUUAACGCUUCCUUCUCGCCGCCCCACAGCUUUUCACGGGCGUCCUCGGCGACACCGGCACCACGAGCGCAGAUUCUUCGAGAGCCGUGGACACGCCCAUCGCGCCUAUGGCCACGCCCACGCCCACUCUCAGCACCACCACGACGCCCACAGACUGGUCUCGGCGAGUCACGUGGUCGAGAAUUCGUAUCAACUACCUUUGGUCACGCCCACAGCGACACCCACGCUAAUGUCUUACGCCCACAACCGCGCCUACGCCCACAACUACAAACACGCCCACAUCAACACCCACGCAAACAACCACGCACACAACCACACCAAUACCUACAACCACACCCACAACCACGCCCACUUCCCCGCCCAUACGCUCACGCCCAUACCCACAACCAAACCCACGCCCACACCCUCAAUCACGCCCACGCCUACAACCACAACCACGCCCAUAACCACGCCCACAACUACGAACCGCGUGCCGAGUACCCGCAAGAGUGGGCACGGGUCCCGGUGGGCGCUGACGUACCACGGCGCCGCCCACGAGCCCGCCGCCGCCAUCAACAACACGGUGUCGAACGUGACGGCGCAGCUGGGGGGCGCCGCCUUCCUGCCCUGCCGCGUCGGGCACCUCGGGGACAGGCAGAUCUCCUGGAUCCGCAAACGCGACUGGCACGUCCUUACUUCCGGCGAGAUUCUGUACACUCCCGACCGCCGGUUUUCCGUGCUGCACGUCGCUGGCUCCCAAGACUGGACGCUGCACAUCAAGUACGUGAGCGUCAAGGACAACGGUACGUACGAGUGCCAGGUGUCUACGGGCACGGGCAUCAUCUCCCUCUUCGUCAACCUGGCUGUGGUUACGCCCGAGGCCCAUAUACCAGGGCACGGACAGUAUCACGUUAACCGCGGGUCACCGAUCACGCUCGUCUGCGCCAUCGAGAACGUUCCCACUCCGCCGCAGUACGUCUUCUGGUACCACAACGGACGCCUCCUGAACUACCUUCCUGACCAGCCGGAGGUGACCAUAGAGACGAGCCGCGAACCCAGCGCCGCCGUCAGUAAGCUGGAGGUGCGGAGGGCAAGAGACGACCACUCUGGGAACUACACGUGCAGUGCGCCCAACACGCUGGCUGCCUCGACGAUGGUGUUCGUUACGGAAGGCGACAAGACGGCGGCGGUGCAGCGGAUAGACUCGAGCAGCGCGGCCGCCGCAGCCCCCCUGGCGGCGCUGCCCCUGCUCGCCGCCUCCUACGUCCUCGCCGUCAGAUGA